Molecule: messenger RNA, 1380 nt
Organism: Bufo bufo (common toad)
Lineage: Eukaryota; Metazoa; Chordata; Amphibia; Anura; Bufonidae
Product: E3 ubiquitin-protein ligase TRIM32-like
Exons: 3
Coding region: 124-1020 (298 amino acids)
Biological process (GO): negative regulation of translation; proteasome-mediated ubiquitin-dependent protein catabolic process; protein polyubiquitination
Molecular function (GO): protein binding; translation repressor activity; ubiquitin protein ligase activity
Source: RefSeq, a predicted model, not a curated record
CUCUGAGGCAUUGCUCCACGGUAACUGCAUUACGAUCAAGGAGAGAUACUGCAGGAGCCCUCUCAUUCCCAACUGCUUCACUGGCCUCUGUCUAUUGGGGAGUUAUCAGCACAAUAGAAGGCCAUGCAUGAUUUCAAUAAGGAUUGGAAGCUUUCAGGAAUACAAAGAAUUUACUACAACAGUUUAGUUGAGGGGCUAGGAGGUUAUGGCUCUGAGGAUGGAAAAUUUAUUUGGCCGACCAGUGUGACAAUUACUUUAGAUGGUGAUCUUGCCAUCAAAGACAGUGGCAAUCAAAAAAUUCAGAUCUUCUCUCCUGAAGGUCAACACAAGCAGACUUUUAUAUAUGGCCCCGAAACAAGCAACUGCCUUGGAGAUGUAGUGUGUACAGAAGAAGGUCUUCUACUGGUGUCCAAUGGAUAUAAGGGUAUAAAAGUUUUUUCUAAGGAAGGAGAAAUGAUCCAUCUCUUGAAGUCCUCUAAGACAGAUUGGAAACAUUCCUAUGGGCUGGCUAUACUAAACUCCAACAGCAUCGCUGUGACAGAUUGGACUGAUGGGGGAAAAGUUCACAUUGUUGGAGUGGAUUGGAGAAUGAAUGCUGUUGUGAAAACCAAUGUUGUGGAAGGUCUUCAAAGGCCAGAGCAUAUUGCCGUUAAUAAGGAUGAAGACUUGCUGGUGACAGAAGGACAACUGUUUGGACAACACACAGGUUGCUGCCUCAAGAUUAUAGACAAUGAGCGUACAAUUAAAAAAACUAUCGGACCCACAUAUGGCAACCAUUUCAAUUUUAUCAAUCCAUCUGGAGUUUGUGUGGAUGUAAAUGGCAAUUUUCUGGUAGCAGAUAAAGGCAAGAACAACGUCACUAUGUUUAAUCCAGACUCAUCUUUGGUCGCUCUAGUUGUGACACAGGACCUAGAGGGUCCCUGUGGCAUCACAGUAGCAAAGAGCGGCCUUCUAGUUGUUACUGAUUGCUACCAUCACAGUGUGAAACUGUACAAAUAUAAACAGGACAUAGCAUUAUAAAGCGUAUAAUCCCGCUACUGAGAAUGUAAUGCCUAAACAAUAGGUAAGAGUGAAUAGAAAUAGGAGUAGAAAUAGAAAUAGGAUUCCCAGAAUGAAGAAAUAUCACAUCUGCUGCAAGAGAGGUAUGGUAUUACAUGGAGGACAUUCUAAUGUAUUGUCAGCUAUGCAAUACAGUAGGUGGCUGAAAGGAGUCUGCCUCUGUUCAUUAGCUUGUCUUAUGGUACGCUUACACACUCGGUUUUGCAGUUUUUGUAUAAAAUGGUACCUUCGAUUUUUGGUGCUUGGUGGAAGGAUUCUUCUAUCCACAUGACAAUAGGAGGGAUCCAUAGCACACAGUAAUCAGUGAUAUGAAUGAUUAAU